Messenger RNA from Acanthamoeba castellanii str. Neff, 1200 nucleotides. Its product is annotated as deoxyribosephosphate aldolase. Gene Ontology annotation, cellular component: cytoplasm. The record is from RefSeq and is a predicted model, not a curated record. Lineage: Eukaryota; Discosea; Longamoebia; Acanthamoebidae. Gene Ontology annotation, biological process: deoxyribonucleotide catabolic process. The transcript has 9 exons. Gene Ontology annotation, molecular function: calcium ion binding; deoxyribose-phosphate aldolase activity; calcium-dependent protein serine/threonine phosphatase regulator activity. The coding region runs from base 1 to 1200 and encodes 399 amino acids.
AUGGAGGACGAGAUUGUGAAGCGACUGGAGGUGGUGUGCGGCGCACUGGCGCUCCCCCUCGCCGCGGCCGCCGAGGCGAGGGAGGCCGAGGUGGCGAAGCUGUGCCAGGAGGCGUUCGAGCACAGCUUCGCCGCGGUGUGCGUGAACGGCUGCUGGGCUCAGUUCGCGCUCCAGACCCUCCGCGCCCUCCACGCCCAGUCGCCCGACAAGCAGCCCGUCAAGGUGGCCUGCGUGGUGGGCUUCCCCUUGGGCGCCAGUACCUCCGAGACGAAGGCGUUCGAGACCAAGCAGCUGGUCGAGCUGGGCGUGGAUGAGAUCGACAUGGUGGUGAAUGUGGGCCGGCUCAAGGAUCAGGCCUACGGCUACGUGCUGGGCGACAUCAAGGCCGUCGUGACGGCCGCCACAAGAGCUGAUGGGUCGCAGGCGGUGGUCAAGGUCAUCCUGGAGACGGGCGCGCUGACCCGCGAGGAGAUCAUCGACGGCUGCCUGCUGUCGAGCCUCGCCGGCGCCCACUUCGUGAAGACCUCCACGGGCUUCAACGCGGCUGCUGGCGGCGCCAAGGUGGAGCACGUCGCCCUCAUGAAGAAGGCCGUCGGCGAUCGACUCCAGGUCAAGGCGUCUGGUGGCGUGCGGAGUGCCGCCGACGUGCAGGCGAUGGUGGCUGCUGGGGCGUCCCGCAUCGGCACCAGCUCAGGAGUGGCCCUCCCUCUUCGAUUUCACAAUGUAGUCACGGAGGCUGAGCUGCACAAGCUUCACCGUCGUUUCCAAAAGCUCGACAAGGACGGCUCUGGGAGCAUCUCCGCAGAUGAAUUCCUGUCGAUCCCUGAGCUGGCUGGCAAUCCACUGCUGAGUAGGAUCAUAGCCAUAUUCGACACCAACAAGGACGAGGAGAUCGAGUUCACUGAGUUCGUCAAGGCCCUCUCCACCUUCACCAACAGGGACAACCUCGAGGGCAAGCUGCGCUUCACUUUCCAGGUGUACGACAUCGACAACGACGGCUUCAUCUCCAACGGCGAGCUGUUCCAGGUGCUCAAGAUGAUGGUGGGCAGCAACCUCACCGAUGCCCAGCUCCAAAACAUCGUGGACAAGACGAUCCUGGAGGCCGACGAGGACAAGGACGGCAAGAUCUCCUACGAGGAGUUUGUGAAGCUCAUCACCAACACCGAGGAGCUCGGCGCCAAGCUCACCAUCACCUUGUAG